This is a messenger RNA of Boleophthalmus pectinirostris (great blue-spotted mudskipper), 3912 nucleotides long. RefSeq names its product Na(+)/H(+) exchanger beta-like. The coding region runs from base 336 to 2642 and encodes 768 amino acids. The transcript is spliced from 12 exons. The record is from RefSeq and is a predicted model, not a curated record. NCBI's taxonomy places the organism in Eukaryota, Metazoa, Chordata, Actinopteri, Gobiiformes, Gobiidae. Gene Ontology annotation, biological process: sodium ion transport; proton transmembrane transport; regulation of pH. Gene Ontology annotation, molecular function: sodium:proton antiporter activity. Gene Ontology annotation, cellular component: membrane.
AGCGUGAGAAAACGACCGCUACGCAGCGCUGGGGAGAGGAGAGACUGCAACUAGUGCGGAUGCCUUUACACGCACCGAAACUGGACAAUACUACGCGCAAUGCCGGCUCAGGACACGGGUUACCAAUUACAUAGAGUUACGUUGUCUAUAUGUAGUUGUCAUAGAUGUUUAUGUAUUGAAAAUGACAGAGGAGUUGGUGCGUAAAAGUGGGCUAAGGCGUCUGGCGAACUUCUUCCUCCCAUCCAGCGGCGCUUCUGUCUCGGCACGGGUGCAGCGCUGAUCUCCCCUUAAUGGGCAUUGUUCGGGUUUAAUUUUAGCCAUAAUUUCAUCAAAAAAUGGCUGUGCUCCCUGGCUUCUUGCAGAGUCCCACCCAGAUUGGCUCGUCUCUCCACUUCACCGCCAGGUUUUGGUGUUUUUUGCUGCUCAUUUGCUUGGCGGUCGCCUCCUCGAGUCGUGAUGUUGUCCCGAAAAAUGACGGAUCCACGGGGACGGUCCACGGAGACGGCUCGGGACACCACAACAUGUCCACGAUCCAUAAAAAGGCGUUUCCUGUUUUAUCCUUCAACUAUGCACAUAUUCGAAAACCCUUUGAGAUCUCUUUGUGGAUUCUCCUGGCUCUGCUCAUGAAACUUGGCUUCCAUAUCAUUCCUCGUGUUUCCAACAUCGUCCCUGAGAGCUGUCUGCUGAUUGUGGUCGGUCUGUUGGUGGGUGGAGUCAUCAAAGCCAUCAAAGAAGAGCCCCCAGUGUUAGACGACCAACUCUUCUUCCUCUACCUCCUUCCCCCCAUCAUCCUCGACGCUGGUUACUUCUUACCUAUCCGCCCCUUCACCGAAAACCUGGGGACUAUUCUGACCUUUGCUGUGGUCGGGACCCUUUGGAAUACCUUUUUCAUUGGUGGGACGAUGUAUGGAGUUUGUCAGAUUGCAGGGGCACAGUUACAAAGAGUGGAUUUACUGUCCUGUCUGCUUUUUGGGACCAUUAUUUCGGCGGUAGACCCGGUGGCAGUGCUGGCUGUGUUUGAGGAGAUACACAUAAAUGAACUGUUGCACAUCCUGGUGUUUGGAGAGUCACUGCUAAAUGAUGCAGUCACUGUGGUCCUGUAUCACCUGUUUAAAGAGUUCUCUCUGGAGGGUGGAGUCACAGUGGGAGAUGCGUUUUUGGGCGUGGUCUGUUUUUUCGUCGUAGCGCUCGGCGGGAUCCUGGUGGGGGCGAUAUAUGGGAUCCUGGGGGCCUUCACUUCUCGCUUCACGUCUCACACACGAGUCAUAGAGCCGCUGUUUGUGUUCCUGUACAGUUACAUGGCCUAUCUGUCGGCUGAAGUCUUCCACCUGUCAGGAAUCAUGUCUUUGAUUUCAUGUGGAGUGAUGAUGCGUCCGUACGUUGAAGCCAAUAUUUCCCAUAAAUCCUACACGACCAUAAAGUACUUCCUGAAGAUGUGGAGCAGCAUCAGUGAAACUCUGAUCUUCAUUUUCCUUGGCGUCUCCACCGUGGUCGGGCCUCACACCUGGAACUGGACCUUCGUCAUAGUAACUGUGUUCCUGUGCCUGGGCUCACGAGUCCUGGGCGUGAUUGGACUCACUUACAUCAUCAAUAAAUUCCGUAUUGUGAAGUUGACCAAGAAGGACCAGUUCAUUGUGGCGUACGGUGGCCUGCGAGGGGCAAUAGCCUUUUCUCUGGGUUUCCUUCUGACCAAUGAUGAUCUCAAGCACAUGUUCCUCACUGCCAUCAUCACAGUCAUUUUUUUCACCGUUUUUGUACAGGGUAUGACCAUCAGACCGCUGGUGGAGCUGCUGGCCGUAAAGAGAAAGAAAGAAACGAAAGGAUCUAUAAACGAGGAGAUCCACACACAGUUUUUGGAUCAUCUCCUCACUGGAAUUGAAGACAUCUGUGGACAUUAUGGACACCAUCACUGGAAAGACAAGUUGAAUCGUUUCAAUAAGACGUAUGUGAAGCGCUGGCUGAUCGCGGGGGAGAGGUCCACAGAGCCUCAACUCCUCUCCUUUUAUAAUAAGAUGGAGAUGAAACAGGCCAUGAUGCUGGUGGAGAGUGGGAGCACGGCUAAACUGCCCACACUGGUCUCCACAGUGACCCUACAAAAUAUUCAACCAAAGGACUUGCCAAAGAAGCGAGCGAUACCGAGCAUCUCCAAAAAACGUGAAGAAGAAAUCCGAAAGAUCCUCCGGGCAAAUCUGCAGAAGACAAGACAGAGACUGCGGUCGUACAGUCGCCAUGACCUGAUGAGCGACCCGUUCGAGGACAACGUCAGUGAGAUGCGCUUCAGGAGACAGAGGGUGGAGAUGGAGCGAAGGAUGAGUCACUAUCUCACAGUUCCUGCAAAAACCCAAGAAAGACCUUCACUGAGGAAAGUCUCUUUUGAACCAGAGCACAAGGUUUACACAUACGACGAUAGUGAGAGUCCCAACAGAAGAAGAUCUGAGGGCGCCUCCGUCUCCUCCAGGGAUCCUGACGACGUCUUUGUCCCGAAUGAGACUCCUCCACCGACCAAUCAGAGAGCAGCACCAAAGAAACCGACUAACCAGACCACAGACGAAGACGAAGACGAUGUCGCUCUAACAAUGUCCCGUUGCCUUAGUGACCCAGGACCAAAAGAGGAAGAUGAAGAUGACGCAUUUCUACCAUAAAAAAGCACAGACACAAAUAUCCCAAAACACAGAGGAUGAACUCAGAGAACUCAUAAUAUGAAUUGAACUGAGCUGUCCUCCAAAUAAUUCAUGAGUAUUAAUAUUUAUUCAUUGAUUUUGUGCCUUUUGUUACGUACAUUUCUUAUAUUUUUAUCAUGACCAUACAGUGUUACCAAAGCAUGUUUGUUUUUAAAAUAGAAGUAAUAUAUGUUUUGUCUUUAUUUGUUGGUCAGACAAAAGUGCACUGCGCAACUUUUCUGGUGGAGAGUCCGCCACCUUGUCUCCAUGGAGAUGUUAACGCUUUCCCUAGAAUGUUCCAUGGUAUUUCCAUUUAGCAUUUAUUCAUUACAGGUGUUUCUUUUGCUCAAAAAUACAAUAAUUCCUUCUGUGAAUAGGGGCGACUCUCCACAGAUCUGAAUUGUAAUGUAGCGUAGUGCUGUAACCUGCUUGUCUUUUUUGUGAUCUGUACUGUGAAACAUUCUAGUCAAAGCAAUAACAUUUCUACGGAGACAUCAUGUGGCUGAUCCCCCCCACUAGAAAUGUUACAAAGUGGAUCUUUAAAUGUAAAAUGUGACAAAGUGUUGUUUUAAACUGACUUAUAGCACAAAACAUUCGGAAAAGCACAUCAAACUAUCAUCCUAUGGACUGCUACAAAAGUCAUUUUAAUCCAAUUUUAAUGUUUCAGUUUAUUUUUUAUCUACAUGGGGAGUAAAAUGUUAUUUAAUUGUAAUAUAAUCAUCUGCGUAAUUAAAGCCAAUAUGCUUAUGAAAUGUGAUUUUUUUUUUUUUUUUUUUUUUUUUUUUUUUACAACUAAUAAGAUAAUAUUUUUGUUUUUGCAUGAACCAUUAUAACUCAGCUUCUAAAUCAGCUUCCGUAAAUGUUCAACCAGCCAGGUGUAGUCUGCUUAAUAUCUAUAUAUGCUACAAAGCUUACAUUCAGAGCUGAUAUAUAGGCCUUGUAGUAGAGCACUAAUCAUUUAUGAAGUAAUUUUGGCUUAUCUGUUUGACUUUUUUUUUUUUCUCAGGGACUUUAAACAUGCUGCAAAAUCAUGAAGUUAUGUCCAGUACUGACUGUCUCAUGUUACAUAUUGCUAUUGAGUGCAAAGUGUUACAAGCACACUGUUACAUAUGUACUAAUGUCUAUUGUUGUUCACAUAUUAACAAAACAACUGAAACUAAAGCAAAUGCUGCAUAAACAUCUGCCUUAAAAUGUGUUAUUUGUGUGCCACUAUUUUUAUAAUGUGUCCAUAAUAAAGCUUUUACAAACCUUU